UGCCCCCGCCAUUUCUGAUAAAGUUAAUAAGCAAUGCAGUAGAAAGUUGCAGCCUAAGCCUCGUGAGAUAUUGAGCACUGCUGAGCUCAUCGCAGCAGUUGGCCAGAUAUGGGAUUGUGCAAGUCGUCCUCUUGGUUUUUUUCAACCCAAGGCACAUUCAAACCAAAAUGACGGUGGCUGUCAGAAGGAGGUAUUCUUGGCUGAUAUAGGUGGGGAAGGAAAUGACACGGCACCUAUUUCAGCCAAGAGUGAGUACUUGUCUGUUGAUUUCAGGAAUUUUGGUCCAUUUCCACCCGCAAUCCAAUCGAGUUUAGAUUUUCUGCAGGUAAGUGAAAAGAUUUCAGUAUUCGAACCUUGCAGUAGAAGUUAUUCUCAUUCAUCAUUUUGGAGGUUUUUGCAUGAUGGUGCGAGUGUGUCUCAAGAAUCUUGGAGGGGAAAUGGGCUUGCAAGUUUAGAAGUCUCAUACCAAUUGGGAAGUAUAUAUGGAUGGAUGGGUGAUAUGAUUUCUUCUGGGUUAAACUGCCCAGUCAAAGUGACUGAGAUUGAUAACAGAACUGGUCAGUACUGCAUUCCAGGAGAAACAGUGAGCAUUGCAGGCCGAUCUAUUUCAGGAGAUACAACUAGUCAUUCAGAGAAAUUGGCCGCAAAUGCUGAAAAUCCUGCUGUAAUUGAAUGUUACAAAUACCAUUUAUCAUCAUAUGAGAAUGGAAACUUGGAGAUGGAUAGAAGCACCUCUCUGUCUUCUGAUUACUUCCUGAGUUCAGUAGGCAGUGUGGCAGAUGGUAGUAUUUCAAGGACCCCAUAUUCUAAUCUAUAUACGGACUAUCAUAUAGACUCGAUUGUUUCCUGUAAUGAUGUGUUUGAAGAAUGUCAUCCUAAGACAGAUCAUCAUGAACUACUUGGGAACAAAAAGAAACGAUCCGAAAAGUAUAUUAUCCAAGAUGAAUGCAAGGCAGAGAUCUGUGCAUUAGCAUGUGAAAAGCGUCGUUAUACUCUUCCUAAGCAAGAGCAUGCCUUUGCAGGUGCAUUGUCUGGAGUAUUUGUUAGCAUUUGUCUUCAUCCUGUUGAUACAAUUAAGACUGUUGUUCAAUCCUGCCGAGCUGAGCAGAAGUCUAUAUACGACAUUGGAAAAUCAAUUGUGUCUGAUAGAGGUUUAACUGGACUUUAUCGUGGUAUUGCGACCAACAUUGCAUCAUCGGCUCCAAUUUCUGCAGUUUAUACUUUCACAUAUGAAUCAGUCAAGGGUGCUUUACUUCCUCUUUUUCCAAAGGAGUAUUACUCUUUUGCCCACUGCGUGGCAGGCGGUUGUGCAAGCAUUGCUACUUCCUUUAUUUUUACUCCUAGUGAGCGUAUAAAGCAGCAGAUGCAAGUUGGUUCACACUAUCACAGCUGCUGGAAUGCAUUUGUUGGAAUCAUUCGGAAGGGAGGUUUGCCAUCACUGUAUGCUGGAUGGGGAGCUGUACUCUGCAGGAACGUUCCUCACUCAAUUGUCAAGUUCUACACAUAUGAAAGCUUGAAGCAAUUUAUGCUGUCUCCAAAAGAAGCUGGUGUCCAACCCACCACAUUACAAACACUAGUUUGUGGAGGAAUAGCGGGAUCUACUGCUGCUUUAUUUACAACUCCUUUUGAUGUUGUGAAGACAAGAUUGCAGACUCAGAUUCCGGGUUCUAUGAGCCAGUAUAAUGGUGUGAUUCAUGCCCUUCAGGAAAUAGGAAAGAGUGAAGGUCUGCAAGGCCUCUACAGGGGAUUGACUCCGAGAUUGAUUAUGUAUAUGUCUCAAGGAGCGAUCUUCUUUGCAUCGUACGAAUUUUUCAAGAGAUUGUUCUCUUUGGAGAGUCCCCAAACCGAUGUUCAAAGAAUUCAAUACAAACAAAAUAUGGACAAUGAUCCAGUGCUGCCAUCAUCAAUUCCAUCACCAUCUUCACAAGCAUCAUCUGAACUGCAUGCUCAACAUUCAUGACCAGAGAUACAAGAAUUCUUCAGCUUUUAUAGGAGAAUGAUUGCAUUCAAAUUUUGUAUGUGAAAGUUGUUGAUAAGAAAAGGAUGUACGGUCGGCGUAGGUGCAAAUGUGGAUCAAUAUGUGCAGAUGUGUAUCGAUAUAUGUAUAAUUUUGUGUCCAUUUUUCUAACA
Messenger RNA from Pyrus x bretschneideri (Chinese white pear), 2130 nucleotides. Its product is annotated as S-adenosylmethionine mitochondrial carrier protein. NCBI's taxonomy places the organism in Eukaryota, Viridiplantae, Streptophyta, Magnoliopsida, Rosales, Rosaceae. Gene Ontology annotation, molecular function: S-adenosyl-L-methionine transmembrane transporter activity. The record is from RefSeq and is a predicted model, not a curated record. Gene Ontology annotation, cellular component: mitochondrial inner membrane. The transcript is spliced from 8 exons. Bases 491 to 1960 code for a protein of 489 amino acids.